Lingula anatina is the source of this 1900-nucleotide messenger RNA. Its product is annotated as equilibrative nucleobase transporter 1. Gene Ontology annotation, molecular function: transmembrane transporter activity. The record is from RefSeq and is a predicted model, not a curated record. Lineage: Eukaryota; Metazoa; Brachiopoda; Lingulata; Lingulida; Lingulidae. Gene Ontology annotation, biological process: transmembrane transport.
GGUACGUAUACAACUGAUAUGUGCUGAACACUGGUACGUGAAAGUACUCCACGUCUUGCUUCCAGUCGUGAACCGUUUACGUCACUAAAGCCAGAAACAGGGACUCGGUGAAACGAACUCAACAACACCACAACAACACCACUAUUGAUCGGCCUUCAGCGCAGUCGAAGGGUGAUUUGAACCCGACGCUCAACGCAGUGAGAGAGAAAAAAUGGAACGCAUGCCUGAGCGCCUGUACAAGACGCUGACGGUGACCCUGGUCUUACUAGAAGGUACCCUGUAUUGCGGGAGCCUCCAGGGAUGGCCGGCGCUGGUGUAUAUCUUCAAAGACUCCCACUUAUACUCCCACCUCUGCUCCAACUCGACAGCGGCGGUCAUCAGCAGGUACAACCGCUCGUACGGGGAAGACUUCGACGUCAGGAUCUCCCACGAGUGUCCAGAGCAGGAGGAGAUGCUAAACUUGGUCUUCACGGUGGCUAUCUUCAUGCAGGUGCUGAUGCCGCUGCUGGGGUAUAUCUAUGACCACUGUGGGACAGCGUGUGUUCGGGCCGUCAGUAUCGCAUUCAGCGCAGGUGGGCUCAUCUUGAUGGCGCUGUCUAGACCAGGCUUAGAAUGGGUGCUCUUCCCGGGCGCCUCCUGCCACUUCGUUGGAGGUGCGAUGUUACUGUCCACCGAUAUGACAAUGCCUCUACUGUUUCCAACAAGAAAAUCCACUCUGCGGUCCUUGCUGAACGGGGUGGCCAACAUGAGUGCCUUCAGUCUUCUGCUGGUCAAAUUGGCCUAUGACAAUGGUAUCGCGUAUCGAUGGUCACUCAUAUUUUUCGCCGCCUUAACUUGCCUGAUUGCGGUUCCAACCACGCUAAUUCUACCUCCACGUCACUACGUGCAUUCCGGAAGUGACGUCACAUUUGACGAUAGUGACGUCAAACAAAACGGCGGUCACGACAAAAAAGACAGUGACAACAAAUGGGAUUUUUGCUUAUCGUCAAGCAGUUUUUGCAGAUGUCUGUCUACGGAAACGGUGGGGAGAGGAACAGAGAAAAAAUUUGGAAAAGGAGAGGGAGAUAGAAGUCGUGAUCUUAAGGCAAUUGAGGGUUUGUUGACAGAGAAACGGUCCAGUGAAAACACAAACGGGGGUCACACAGACUGGAAAGAAAAAGACAUGGAAGAAAAAAUGACAUUUGUUGGGAACUCGAAAAGUAACAAAACUACUAUGUCGUUUGUAUCCAUUUUAAAACAGCCAAUGUUCUGGUGGAGUGAACUUUGGUUUGCUGGUAACUUACUUCUCGUCAUGAUGUACUUUGGGAGUUUUAACUCUGUCGUAGACUACAGAUCGAACCAAAAUAUUGAACAGGUUAGUCUGUAUACUAACGCGGUUGGCUACGUUCAAGUCGCCAUCAGCAUUCCGUCCGCCGCCCUGGUGGGUUACCUGGUGGACAGACAGCAGGAGGUGGGGGAUGGUCGAGCGGACCCAAAGACGUUUGUGCCUUCGUUCUUAAUCACCAGCGUCUCUGGACUGUUGGUGUGGAUACUGUGUGCCAUCCCGAACCUAGAGAUCCAGUUUGCCGCCAUGAUGCUCCACUGUGUGUUGAGGUCGUCUGCUUUUGGGGUUUUCACAGCGUUCAUCGCAUACGCAUUCCCUAUCAAGCAUUUUGGCAAGGCAUACACAGUACAGCGUGCUCUAAUGGCGCUGUUCUGUGGCCUCCAGUUUCCAUUGUUUUACUGGUUGAAGAACGAUUUAGAAAGUGACCCUCUUUAUUUCAGUUUGGUGAUGAUUGGUAUAUCCUGCCUCACGUUCAGUCUACCUGCCUAUGUUGUUUGGAGAAAAAAUAAUGUUAAUACGGAAAUGGACAGCCAUAGCCAAAAACUGAAGGCGAUGGGUCUGGACGUUGUUAAAUGA